Pyrus x bretschneideri (Chinese white pear) is the source of this 1151-nucleotide messenger RNA. Its product is annotated as expansin-A6-like. Gene Ontology annotation, cellular component: extracellular region. Gene Ontology annotation, biological process: plant-type cell wall organization. NCBI's taxonomy places the organism in Eukaryota, Viridiplantae, Streptophyta, Magnoliopsida, Rosales, Rosaceae. The record is from RefSeq and is a predicted model, not a curated record. The transcript is spliced from 3 exons. The coding region runs from base 78 to 860 and encodes 260 amino acids.
UCACCCUAUCAGUACCUCACUGAUUCUCUCUCUCUCUUUUCUGUUUGUUUCUAGGGAAAAUUUAGAAGAAAAAGAAUAUGGGUGUGGUGAGUGUUUCUACUUGCAUUGCUUCUCUAAUCAUCUCACUAAUGUGGGUGGCUGAAGCAAGAAUCCCAGGAGUUUACACUGGUGGUGCAUGGCAAGGCGCUCAUGCCACCUUCUACGGUGGCUCCGACGCCUCCGGAACCAUGGGUGGGGCUUGUGGAUACGGAAAUUUAUACAGCCAAGGGUACGGAGUUAACACGGCGGCACUGAGCACAGCGCUGUUCAACAAUGGCCUCAGCUGCGGAGCCUGCUUUGAGCUCAAGUGUGCAGACGACCCCAGCUGGUGCCACGCCGGAGGUCCAUCUAUUUUCAUCACUGCCACUAACUUUUGCCCUCCCAAUUUUGCCCAACCAAGCGACAACGGCGGAUGGUGCAACCCUCCUAGGCCCCACUUCGACCUCGCCAUGCCCAUGUUCCUCAAGAUUGCCGAGUACAGAGCUGGGAUCGUCCCUGUUUCCUACCGCAGGGUGCCAUGCCGGAAGCGCGGAGGGAUCAGGUUCACAAUCAACGGCUUCCGUUACUUCAACCUGGUUCUGAUCAGCAACGUGGCGGGCGCAGGGGAUAUCGUGCGGGUGAGCGUGAAAGGCGCCAGGACCGACUGGAUGAGCAUGAGCCGCAACUGGGGUCAAAACUGGCAGUCGAACUCCGUUCUGGUUGGUCAGUCACUUUCCUUCAGGGUCACCGGCAGUGACCGGCGCACUUCCACCUCGUGGAACAUCGUCCCCGCACACUGGCAGUUCGGUCAAACAUUUACCGGAAAGAACUUCAGAGUCUGACGGACGACCAUCCAAAAGUCAACAUAUUUAUGAUUUUCCCGCCAUAUUUAUGUAUUUCCAAUUGUACCCUUUCUUGGCGCCAUUUUAGUUGCUUUUACAAGAUGCUGUUUUUGAUGGGCCGUUGGAGAACGUGAAAGUGUUUCAGGUGCAAGUUUUGACUUAUUGAUUGGUGGAAUUUGCUGUGACUUAUGUGAGGGGGUAUGAUGAGUAGUGGGUGGGUAUAACAAUGUAACAAGUGUAAGGGUAAUUUGGGAAUUAAAUUAAAAAGCCCUAUGUGGGCAAAUUGUAGGA